Molecule: messenger RNA, 3520 nt
Organism: Nelumbo nucifera (sacred lotus)
Lineage: Eukaryota; Viridiplantae; Streptophyta; Magnoliopsida; Proteales; Nelumbonaceae
Product: putative disease resistance protein RGA4
Molecular function (GO): protein binding; ADP binding
Source: RefSeq, a predicted model, not a curated record
UUCAAAUUUGGCACUCCCACAACCACCUUCCUUCCAAUAUAAAUAUAAUGGGCCAUACCGUGAACCUUGUCACACCGUCCACACAUAAUUUCAUAGUCUGUCCUUUCACACUAGAUGCGGUCUAGUGUGACCUCGGGAUAUCAGAUUCGAUCUCCGGAUAAGCGAUGACAGUCUGACCUCGGGCCUGCAAUAAUGUAAAAGGGAAAGGAUGAUACUUGUACAGAAAGUUGAUCAAAAUCAAAAUCAAAAUCAGAGAACAAUAGCUAGGGGGAAUGGCUGAAGCUGUGAUUGGUGGUGUCACUGAGGGUAUCAUCAAUAAGUUGAUCUCCCUGAUUGCUGACGAAAUCGGUCUGGCAUGGGGUUUCAAGGGAGAACUGCGAAAACUUCAAAACACUCUGGUGGGGAUUCAGAAUGUGCUUGAGGAUGCCGAGACGCUCCAAGUUACAGACAUGAAUGUGAAAAAGUGGUUGAUGAGUCUCAAAGAUGUGUCUUAUGAAGCUGAUGAUGUAUUAGAUGAAUUUGCAACUGAAAUGUUGCGAUACAAGGUUGAGAAUACUGGGAACCGCUUGACAAAAAAGGUACGCAACUUCUUAACACCCAGCUCCAACAACCCAGUUGCAUUUCGUCUUAGGAUGGUUCAUAAGAUCAGAAAUAUCAAUGUGAAGUUGGAUGAAAUUGCAAAAGAAAGGGAUAGAUUUCAUUUCAAAAAUGUGACUACUAAAGAGAGAAUAACAAACAACAGAGAAACCACUGCAUCUCUAGAUGAUGAUGAUUUACCGGUUGUUGGGAGGGAUAAGGAUAAAUGGAUCAUCAUAGAUAAGUUGAUUAAAAGCAGCGCCAGCCCAGAGGCUACUGUGUCUGUGUCUGUCCUUCCCAUAGUGGGGAUGGGGGGAUUGGGCAAGACCACACUAGCUAAAUUGGUCUAUAACGAUGCGUCCAUCCAGGGUUUUUUCGAUUUAAAAAUGUGGGUCUGCGUGUCAGAUGACUUUGAUGUCAAAAGGCUUGCCACAGAAAUCAUACACUCCGCUGGCAAUACAACAUUUGCUUCAACAACAAAUUUGAAUACAAUCGAAACAUCCCUUCGAAGCAUUUUGGAAGAUAAAAGGUUCUUAAUCGUACUUGAUGAUGUUUGGAACGAAAAUGUUGCAGAGUGGAAUCGAUUCAGAAAGUGUUUAGGAGAUGGUGCUAAGAAAGGAAGCAAAAUCCUUGUAACCACACGCAGUGAGAAGGUUGCGUCCAUCGUGCAUACGCAUACGGGGGAUGGACCUACUCCUCUAAUAAUGCACCAUUUGAAAGGAUUAUCUUUUGAAGAUUGUUGGUCCAUAUUCAAGCAGAGAGCAUUUGGUUAUUGUAGGGUUGAUGUGGCAGAGGAUCAAAUUGAUGAUUUGGUAGAAAUUGGAAAGGCGUUGGUGAAGAGGUGUCAAGGUGUACCAUUAGCAGCAAAAGCACUGGGCGGGCUUAUGCGCAACAAAAGAUCAAAGGAGGAAUGGGUGUGGGUGAGAGAUAGUGGAAUUUGGAAACAAUUCGAAAACGAUACCAAGAUUUUACCAGCUCUGAAGCUGAGUUACGAUGAUUUGCCUUAUUAUUUGAAGCAGUGUUUUGCUUACUGUUCCGUGUUUCCCAAAGACCAUAAGAUUAUAAAAUAUGAUUUGAUAAGGCAAUGGAUUGCGCAUGGGUUUGUGGUCGCAGCAGCUGAGAACGAUGAGGCUAAUUCAUUGGUAGAUACUGCAGACGGAUACUUCAAUAGCUUAUUGGGUAGAUCGUUUUUUCAAGAUGUAGAGAGGUAUUCAUCUGGUAACAUAUGGAGAUGCAAGAUGCAUGACCUUAUGCAUGAUCUUGCACAGUCUGUUAAUGGAGAUGAAUGCAAUGUCAUUGAGUUGUCAUCGGCAGUAGAUGAUGAUCGACAACAACAACAACAACAUAAUAAUAAUAAACUAGUAAGAUGGAUUCAUGAAAAAAGUACAACUCUGCAUUUGUCAAUUGUUUCAUCAACAACUAAGACUAUUACAAACCCAGUUCAUCAACUAUUCUCGGCAUAUGUUAAUAAUUCAAGCAGAAGCAGAUUCCAUAUCCAUACUAUUAUUCUUCUCUCAUCAAAUUGUUGGAGUCGUAUUAAUGUUGACAAAAGGGUGUUGGAUUUUAUCUGCUUAAACUUUAAGUGCUUACGUUUGUUGGACUUGCAGCAUGCUAAGAUUAGGGAGGUUUCAUCUCGGAUUGGCAAGUUGAAACAUUUAAGAUACCUUGACCUCUCAGACACAAAUAUUGAAGAAUUACCUGACUCAAUCACCAAUCUCUACAACUUACAGACGUUAUUUCUCUUCGCCUGCUGCAAACUCAAACAGCUCCCACGAGACAUGAGAAAGAUGAUUAGUUUGAGAGAUCUUGAUAUCCGUGACAGUGGCAUCAAUAAGAUGCCGGAGGGAAUGGGACAAUUAACCAACCUCCAAACACUAAGGGGUUUUGUAGUGGGCAAGGAUGGUGGCGGUGGUAUUGGAGAUCUGGGCCCUUUGAAUCAUCUUCGUGAAUUAGAUAUAGUUUUCAAAGCUGGCUGCUUCCACAACCUCAACCUCGACAGACGAGCGAGAGAAGAAAUAAGCAGGGCAAAGUUAUUGAAGGAAAAGCGCAACCUUGGUCAGUUGUCAUUGUCCUGGAGAGAAGACGAAGAAGACAACUCUGUUCAUCUGGAUCAUCAGGAAGUUGUCAAUGAUGUGCUGCUGGAAGCUCUCCAACCUAAUUCUAAUCUGAAAUGGUUGCUGAUAGAAGGGUUUCCUGGUACAAGAUUACCUUCUUGGAUCACAAUGGCUCAACAUGUGUAUAUCUUUGUAUGUCCUCAACUGAGAUCUUUAAAAGAAGGGAACCCAAACUCGGUGUUAAUUGAAGAGUUGUACAUCAGAAGUUGCCGCAACCUGACGUCUCUGUGGAAAGGGAUCCAAGGCUUCACAUCACUAAAACAGCGCAGAAUUUAAUAGGCCCAAAGUACAGGGGGAAUGCAUCUGACCGUGAAUUGAUGCCAAAUUCACGGACAGGAUGUGGUUUAUAGGGGGGAGAGGGCUAGUUGUAGGGAGGCUGGAAUUCAGAAUUCUGCAUCGUGUGUCUCCGUACUUCUCCGUUUUAACAAUGGUAUUUGACAGGGGAGAAAGGAUGGAACAGGGACAAGAUUGCUCAAAUUCCACAUGUCAACAUUUUCUCUGGUAAUAGUUUACUAGAUUUCUACAAGGGAAGAGCUACAAGUUUAUAGCAGGUAUCUCAGUGACAAGUGGAAGCGUUUUGAGAGACCUGAAUCCAAUAAUUGAAGCUUAAUUAGUGGAAUUUGUAAGGGUGUUUUGGAAUAUAUCAGAAAUUUGACUGUGGCUACCUAUACAUCUUGUAUCAAUACCAUGGAGGCAUGGACAUGGAGGAAAGCUGGUUGUAGUCGUAAAAUUUCUACUGUUUUUAUUGUAAUUUAUAAUUAAACCUGGGAGAACCAUUGGGUGUGAAUAGUGUUGUACAUGAUUUGAAGAGUAGGCUAAAAGCUCUGUCA